Messenger RNA from Cyprinus carpio (common carp), 2044 nucleotides. Its product is annotated as coiled-coil domain-containing protein 106-like. Lineage: Eukaryota; Metazoa; Chordata; Actinopteri; Cypriniformes; Cyprinidae. The record is from RefSeq and is a predicted model, not a curated record. The transcript has 5 exons. Gene Ontology annotation, cellular component: nucleoplasm. Bases 530 to 1114 code for a protein of 194 amino acids.
AAGAUAAAAAUGUUUUCCAUAAAAUACUGGUUAUAUUGUAUUAUAUUAUAUAUUUUUAAUUGACUUAACUACAAUAAAGCAAGUCAGGCCACCAUCUGGACACCCAUACAAAUCGAACUGAACAUGAAGGGGGGUGUAAAUAUUUUGCGAAUUUUAAACAAAGUUCAAAUAUAUGGCAUAGCACCCACUCUGACAUUAUUUACAUCAUUUGACAACAGCAAAGAUGUACAAGAACCACCUGAGCUCCACAUUAUGUUUAGGGGGGAGCGCCAGGCCUCUGUGAUUGAAGUGGAACCAAUGAUUCCUGAUGAGGAUGACAGUCAGAGUCAUCUGACAGAACACACGCAGCAAGAAACGUGCGAGCACCUGGAGGCAUACAGCGGCGUCACUGUGACAGCAAUGGCAAAGUCAAAGUACUAAAAGAAAGAUUCCAGUCCGCAAACCAGCUCAGGAGGAGGUGAAGAAUGAUGUGCAAGAAGAGGCUCCAACUGCCCAUAUAACUCUUUCCAAAACAAAACAAACAGUUGAGAUGCUGAAAGAGAAGAUCCAUGCUCUGGAGGAAAAAGUGGAGUCUUUGACUGAAGAGAGAAACUUUCUCAGAGAGAGACUGGAAGAUGCCCUUAAACUGAAAGCUGAAGUUCCAGAACAGUCCCAGAAUCAUACAGCAUCCCAGAUGGAGUCAUCUGAAGAUACAACAUCUUCUGACUCAAGCUCUGAUUCAUCUGAGCCUUCACGAAAGAAGUAUAAAAAGAAACCAAAAAAGAAGAAAUCAAAGAAAGCACGGGCCUGUGAUUUCAAAAGAGUAAAAACACCUGAGGAGUCUGUUUGUCGGUACCAGAAAGUCCUACGGCUUAUUAAAAGUGGCUCAACAAAGGCGGAUGCCUAUAACAGUGUGGGGGUGGACCGCAACACCAUUGUGAACCAAGCACCAAUUGCAGAGCUGGCUGCUGUUAGCCCUGACAUAUUCAAGAUCCUGAGGGCUGGUUUCAAAAAAGGGGACAGUCUGCUAAAAUUUGCAGAAAAAUGUAUGGCUCAAUGCAUCUUAGAGCCAAAUGCAAGUCAGAUCAGAGCUAUGAAAGAAGCCAGUGGUCUGCUGGACAUUCUGAAAAAGUAAAUGUUCAUCGGUAUAUUUUAGUGUUGUUACUUAGGAAUGCAUUUGGUCUUAGUGUUAGUAAAUCAGAAUUUAAAAUAGUCCAUGAAACAGGACAAUAACCUGUUAGAAAAAAGUUGUUACAUUUACAGUAUACCCGUUUCUCAUAGUUCUAAGAACAUUUUAAGCAGUGUUGUUACUGUUAUGACUGCUUUUGUUGUACUAAUAAAAAUUUAGAACAAUCAUCUUUCCCCUUUUAUAUUUAAGUUUUUCUCUUUAGUACAGCUCAGCUAAUGAGCUAGGUUUUUUUUUUUUUGUUUUUAAGCUAAUGGAUGUCAUAGAAAGGGGAGUAUUUAAUUUUAUGUUUUGUAAAUGUUUUAAUGAUUUGUUUUAAUGUAUGUGUUAUGGAAACAUGUUUCUUAAGCACUGUACAUGUGUAAAGUGUUACAAGUGUACACACUUUACAAGUGUUUAAUCUGCGUUUAAUAAAUGGCUUUUAUAAACUCUAGUGAUGGUCAUUAAUUAAUCAUUAGCUGAUGGUUUGUGAAUAUAUCAUUAUGUUGUGACUUUACUUGUUGAGGCACAUCAUCAUUUAAUAACUGUAGUAAUUUACACAUGAAUUUGCACAAAUAAUGCAGUAAUUAAUCAUGUAUUAAUGCAUAUUACUUUACCUGUUUUGCCUGGAAGUUGAAAUACAAGGCUUUGCCUCACUGUGGUAGUUAACAAGUUAAUUAAAACUAUUAGUUAAAGAAAUAAGUUAUUAGGGAAUUAAUCCAUAAUCACAUAUUUAAUUAAUAACAAUUCAUGUAUUAACUAAUAUAUUAACCAGACUGACUCAUUAUUAGUUGAUAAUGUGGCAAUCAUUAACGAAUAGCUUAGAUAAUCAUGAGUUAUACAUUAAUUCAGUAUCAUCUGUGCAUUAGUUAAGCAUGAAUUAAUGCUUAUUAGUGCACA